AAUUAUUUGACAUUCACAAUCCACAGAUAAUUAUUAGACCUCGUUUCGAUUUUUCCGGUCGUAAUUUAUAUUUAGUGUGAUUUGUGAGUUUCAAAGUUAACAACAAACAUCAAAAUGAGCGGAUUAAUUACUAAAACGUCUAACCUAGUGAGCACUCUUGUCACUGUGGCUAAACCAAACCUGCAGACUUUUGUGAAGUACGCUAAAGUGGAAUUAACUCCACCCAAAUUGUCCGACUUGCCUGAAAUCAGUAGCGACAUUUCCAAAAUCGUCCAAACAGCACGUACCGGCCGCUGGAAGAACCUAACUGUUAAAGAAGCUACUGUAAAGUCAUUAGUUGCCGUAGAAGUGUUAAUGUGGUUCUACAUUGGUGAAGUUAUUGGCAAGAGACACUUGAUUGGUUAUGACAUUAAACUGUAAAUGUAUUCCUGUUAUUUUAAAGGUUAUUUUCUUCAGAUUGUACUCAGCUGUUUAAAUGCCUAGAAAUUAUAUUAUGUCGUAGGUCAUGCAUUAAUUUUACCAUACACAGCAAUUAUGUCACUUUUUUUAACAGCUGUAAUUAGUAAACAAUAAAAAAAAAAUUAUUUUGUUUUUUAAA
Adelges cooleyi (spruce gall adelgid) is the source of this 598-nucleotide messenger RNA. RefSeq names its product ATP synthase subunit g, mitochondrial-like. The transcript is spliced from 3 exons. Gene Ontology annotation, biological process: proton motive force-driven ATP synthesis. NCBI's taxonomy places the organism in Eukaryota, Metazoa, Arthropoda, Insecta, Hemiptera, Adelgidae. The coding region runs from base 115 to 420 and encodes 101 amino acids. The record is from RefSeq and is a predicted model, not a curated record. Gene Ontology annotation, molecular function: proton transmembrane transporter activity.